This is a messenger RNA of Catharus ustulatus (Swainson's thrush), 3542 nucleotides long. It is a transcript of the gene ADORA2B, whose product is annotated as adenosine A2b receptor. NCBI's taxonomy places the organism in Eukaryota, Metazoa, Chordata, Aves, Passeriformes, Turdidae. The record is from RefSeq and is a predicted model, not a curated record. Gene Ontology annotation, cellular component: membrane. Gene Ontology annotation, biological process: vasodilation; adenylate cyclase-activating G protein-coupled receptor signaling pathway; G protein-coupled adenosine receptor signaling pathway. Bases 247 to 1314 code for a protein of 355 amino acids. Gene Ontology annotation, molecular function: G protein-coupled adenosine receptor activity. The transcript has 2 exons.
CCCCGGGCGGAGCAUCCCGGGCGGAGCAGCCCCGAUGGCCCCGCGGGUGGCGGCGGCCGCGGGCGGGCGCUGAGCGGAGCCGCGGAUGCCGGGCGGGGGCCGGGCGCUGCGGGCAGCGGGGGGCCGCCACCCGGGGCUCGCCGCGCCCCUCCGGCCCCCCAGGGCCGCGGGGAGCCCGGACAUGGGAGUUCGGCUGCCCCGGGGCGUGUUGGUACCUGCGGGACCGCUGGAAAGUCCCUUCUUCCCAUGAGCAGCGCCUGCUCCCGGCGCUGGGCUCUCGCCAUGGACACUGUGAAAACCACCUACAUCGUGCUGGAGCUCAUCAUCGCCGUGCUCUCCAUCGCUGGCAACGUGCUGGUCUGCUGGGCUGUGGCCAUCAACAGCACCUUGAAGAACGCCACCAACUAUUUCCUGGUGUCGCUGGCCGUGGCUGAUAUCGCCGUGGGGUUGUUGGCCAUUCCUUUCGCCAUCACCAUCAGCAUCGGCUUCCAGGUGGAUUUUCACAGCUGUCUCUUCUUCGCCUGUUUCGUGCUGGUGCUGACCCAAAGCUCCAUUUUCAGCCUGCUGGCGGUGGCCAUCGACAGGUACCUGGCAAUUAAGAUCCCGCUGAGGUACAACAGCCUGGUGACCGGCAAGAGAGCGAGGGGACUCAUUGCAGUGCUGUGGCUCCUGUCCUUUGGGAUUGGACUGACCCCACUGAUGGGCUGGCACAAGGCCAUGAGUGGCUGUCCCAACGCCACCAACGAGACAGGAGCAGAGCCCCACGGGGACAGAGCUCUGGGCCAGAGCUGCUUCAUCUCGUGCCUCUUUGAGAACGUGGUGACCAUGAGCUACAUGGUCUACUUCAACUUCUUCGGCUGCGUGCUGCUCCCGCUCGUCAUCAUGCUGGGGAUCUACAUCAAGAUAUUCAUGGUGGCCUGCAAGCAGCUGCACCAGAUCGAGCUGAUGGGCAACUCCAGGACCACCCUGCAGAAGGAGGUGCACGCAGCCAAGUCUCUGGCCAUCAUUGUGGGGCUCUUUGCCUUCUGCUGGCUGCCCCUGCACAUCUUGAACUGCAUCACGCACUUCCACAGCGACUUCUCCAGAUCCAAGCCCGAGUGGGUGAUGUACGUGGCCAUCAUCCUGUCCCACGCCAACUCUGUCAUCAACCCCAUCAUCUACGCCUACAGGAUCCGCGAUUUCCGCUGCACCUUCCGCAAGAUCCUCUCCAAGAUCCUCUGCAAGGCCGACGACUUCCCCAAGUGCCCCUCUGACAACAACCAGCACCUGACUGUCAUCAACAUCAGCUCCCCCGUGGCCUCGGUGACUGUAUGACCCUGCCCUGAUGUCCAGCCCGUCCCUGGCACUGCCCUGCCCCGGGAGCAGGCCCAGGAGGGCUCAGAGAUGACCACUAUGCACUUGUGCAGCUGUGUUUUGAUUUUGAGUUUUAUUUUUGUAAUGAACGUGGUGCCUGGUGGAGGAGUGACCUGAGCGGGGACACUGAGUGCAGCUCGCCCUCCUCUGCAGCCCCAGGGGGUGUGAGAGCUGUGCUCCUCUUGUGUUUCCUUUCCAGGUGUUUCCUUUCCAGGUUGGACACUGACUGGGGAAGACUCACCUGCUGGGGGGGUGUUUCCCCAAUUGUGCUGCUCAUGUCAAGUCAUAGGAUCUUUAUUUUAAUUAUUAUUAUUAUUAUUAUUUUUUAAUAUUUGGAUUCAUUUAGGAGUAAUAAUUUUGUGUCUGUUUUUUGAGUUGUUCUCUAAGUCCAUACUUGACAGCACUUUGGUAAUACCCUAAUUAUUCCAUCAAUUGUUUGAUGCAGCUUGUAUUCUCUGAUGGGAAAAAGUCUUACUUAGCCCAGCUGCUGGUGUGAAACUGAAUCUGUGUUCCAGGAACUGAGGGGAGGGACUGAGGAUGGGAAAACCAGGUCAGAACUGGCCAGCCCAGCAUGGAAACGUCAUUUACUGAAAGAUUUGAGAAAAGACUUGACCGAGGUUUUAGAGCAGAGGAUUUAUUGCCUUUAAUUCACUUUGGUUCACAGGAGUGUGCAGCCCAGUGCUUCAGGUUUGCUCCCAGAUCUGUUUCCAGCUGUCAAAAUGCAGGAGGCAGAAGUGCCCCAAUGGUCCUGGCCUGUCUGAACCAGAGCCACCAAGGCCAGUGUCACUCUGCCUUGGGGACACCAGCUCUGCAAUUAGGUUUUUUCUCCAGGUCAAAACUUGUCAGCCUUGCAGAGCUUCCACAAGUGCAGGUUUUAGCAGUGAGAGGUGGAUGCUGCAGCUCUCCUGAUUCCUAAAGCUUGUCUGGCUGGGACACCCCUGCAGCCCUGUAACCCCCAGAAGCUGUGAAUGCUUUUUAGUAAGGUUUUUUUUUAUUUUUAUCCCUGAAAAAUUGUACUUGAAUCACACAGAAAUCAACUUUAUAUUUUUAAAAUUCUGUUGCACUAAAAGCGGGGUACAAGACCCCAAGAGUUUAAUUUCUCUGGAAUAUAUAGUGACAAAUAUGGUGUAACAUCAAUUGAAAAGCUGAAGAAAAGCUGCAGCAUCUCCUCUGCCAGCUGGCAAGAGCUGCAGGCAGCAGCUGCAGGAAUCACCCCGGGCCCACCAUGCACAGGGAAUGGUUCCCUGGGAGUGCUGGAUUUCAGUGCUCAGCCCCAGACCUGGGUGAACUCACCAGAGCUCUGAAUGGGUUUGCACAGUUUAAGCACUGUCCAAAUUUAGCUCCAGCUCAGUGGCUCAGAUAUGGGCAUUUCCAGCACGAGGCUGAGCAGUUUAAGUCACUGUCCCAAGUGCUUCUCCUUUAACAGCCCCAUUCAGCUUUGCUGCAUCUGCCUUGGGCAGGGGCCAGCUGACACAGGGGCCACCUCCUGCCAUUUGGGCAGGGCCUGGCUCUCUCCUCCCUUCAUUCCUUCCCUUCUGUGCUAUCUUUGGCCCUGUUCCCCCUGUUAAUCACAAGCAGGGUUUCACCUGCAGCCCUGGCAGCGUUGCCAAGUGGUUGCAAGCCACAUUUAUCCUCACAACAAAGGAUGGAAUCUCUCCCUUUGGCUGCCUGAAACCGACCCAAACUCUCACAGCAGCAACAGAGGGAAAGUCUCAGUGCUGUAACACCAAGAGAGAAGGUCCCAGAACACUUGUCCACAUGUUCCAGUGCAGCUCAGCAUCCAGCCCUGCUCCCUUCCCAUGCCUCCCAUGAGCCAGAAUUCCUGCAGAUGGAUGUGGAGCAUCCUCAGUCCAGCUGUGCCUCUGGGCUGUCAGGCACUAACUCUGGCCCAGGUCAUGGUCACUGGGCUCAGGAAGAGCCUUUGUGGAACUGAGCCAAAAACAUUUCAAGGCAAAAUAAAAAUAGGACACCUCUCUUGCCCUCCUCCAUAAAAAGCUCUGAAGGUUUCUAUAAAAAUGUGAAGCAAAAACAGCAGAGGAACUUUCUGUAUUGAGUGCAGCUGUGGCCACUGAGCUGUCACUGCUCUCUGCUCUGAUGUACAUGGAUGGAUGUGUUCUCCUCGUGUUGCUCAGAUUUUGUAUUUGCAGAAACUGUUAUUUACAUACAAAAUGUUUCAUUUACCACCCACA